AUGGAACAAGAUGAAAGGAAUACAAUCGACACAAACACAACAGAUAAUGAAUCAUUUACCUCUGUCACAAAUACAACAUCAAACAAAAAUAAAUCACCUGUAGAACAACAAAACUCACCAAACUAUAGAUUAUUAUACGAAUUCAAAAAACUUUCAGAACUAAUGAUUAGAGGUUUAUAUGUCAUCCCCUCAUUUAACUCAAUUCAUGAGUGGCAUUGUGUAUUAUUUAUUAGAAAUAGAAUAUAUAGAUCUGCAAUUAUUAGAUUUUUAGUUGUUAUACCAGACGAUUUUCCAGAUUCAUGUCCAUCAGUUAAAUUUUUAACUCCAAUGUAUCAUCCAUUAAUUGGCUCAGAAGGUGAAAUCGAUUUAUCACACCAAUUUUCAGAUUGGACUUCAGAAAAAUAUAUGAUAGCACAUGUUUUAUGUUAUAUUAAAAGUAUUUUCCACAACCCAGAUAAAUAUAACUACCCACCUUUAAAUCAAGAUGCAUAUAAUUUAAUGAAAAACAAUCCAGACAAUUUUCAAAAAAGAGUUUCAGAAUAUGUUGAAGAUUCUAUAAAAAAUGUUUAUGAUAAUCCCCAAGACUCUGCCAUUUAUUUUACAAAAGAGUGGAAAGAUAAGAAUCAAUGGGAAAAUACUAAAAAACAAAUUUUAAAACAAGAUAAAGGUAUUAUAGAUCAAAUAUCAGAAUAUUCAUCAAAACUUAAAGAUUUUUUUAAUAAAUAA
Molecule: messenger RNA, 726 nt
Organism: Dictyostelium purpureum
Lineage: Eukaryota; Evosea; Eumycetozoa; Dictyosteliales; Dictyosteliaceae
Exons: 5
Coding region: 1-726 (241 amino acids)
Source: RefSeq, a predicted model, not a curated record